This is a messenger RNA of Arxiozyma heterogenica, 3693 nucleotides long. RefSeq names its product Rgt1p (gene RGT1). The record is from RefSeq and is a predicted model, not a curated record. The coding region runs from base 1 to 3693 and encodes 1230 amino acids. Gene Ontology annotation, molecular function: DNA-binding transcription factor activity, RNA polymerase II-specific; zinc ion binding. Gene Ontology annotation, cellular component: nucleus. The transcript has a single exon. Lineage: Eukaryota; Fungi; Ascomycota; Saccharomycetes; Saccharomycetales; Saccharomycetaceae.
AUGGAAGAAUCUACAAUAGAUUCAAAUCAAAAAAAUAUAAUUAAUAAAAAUGACAUACAAUCAAAUUUAGAUUCUACUGCAGCUUCUUCACCAGAAAAGAGUGUUACCAUGGUAAAUGCAUCGACAUCACCAUCAAAUGCUAAUAAACAUGAUAGAACCACACCAUCCGAAACUCAAGUUAAGAAACGAACAAAAGCGUCUAGAGCUUGUGAUCAAUGCAGAAAAAAAAAGAUUAAAUGUGACUAUAAUGAACUGAAAAGCAUAUGUGGCUAUUGCGAAAGAAAUAACGAAACUUGCAGUUUUAUAAGAGUUCCAUUGAAAAGAGGGCCUUCCAAAGGUUAUAAUAAAUUAUACAAAGCCAGUUCAAGUAAUCAUAUAUCCCCUUUACAAGACAGUAACAUUGUAGAUAAUAACAGUAAAAAAAAUAAUAACCUUUCAAACAUGAAUUUAUACACUGCCUUAAAUAAGAAUACAAUAACACCCAAUGAUCACACAGUUGCACAUAUAUCCAAUAAUUAUAAACAUGAUAGUAAUCGUUUAUCUACUAAUAACGCAGUUAUAACAUCACAACAAUCUAACCAAGUUUUGUUGCCACCUCUAUCACAAUAUGUUCCUUCAACAAACCUUCAACAAGCCAAUAGCAACACAAAUGAAAAUAGUACUAAGACUUCUUUAGUUAAUGAAAAUGAUACAUUACAUAAUACAAAUAGAAAUACAGUUCAAAAUAUUGUAAAUCAAAUAGGACAAUUAACUCCAACUUUAAAUUUUACUCAACAACAAUUUUGGAAAGUACCAUAUCAUGACUUUCCCCUUCAAAAAAGAACGUCAAUUGAUUCAUUGGGUAGUGAUUUAUCCAUGAGAAAUAUAAAUUUACAUGAAAAUACCAUGUAUAAUUCAGGCACUAUCCCUAUUCAAAAUCAUAGCAAUAACACUACUACUGUGAUGUCUUCAAACUUUAUUCAAACAAUAUCUGCUCCAUCUCCUAUCACAGAAAAUAACGUUAGUAAUAGUAACACUCUCAAUACCAGCCUAUUGGAUAAUGGCAUUCAUCCAGUAGGUGGAGGUAGGUCUAAUAGUAUCACGGGGAAUACUAACAAUACGUACUGGCCAUAUAUAAAAAACCUCAAUCAUACUUCAAAUGAGGAAGAGCAAAACAUACCCUUCAGAAGAACAAGUUCAAUACCGUCUUUAUUAAGACAGACAUCAUCUACAAAUAUUGCUGGACAAAAUAAUUUACAUAAUUCAAGCACAAACCAACUACCCCAACCAUAUUCAUAUUCUCAAUUCUAUCAACAAGCACAUCAACAAACUAUGGGACCAAUAAAUUCAUUUGAUAAUUUUGCAACAAGUGGAUUUCACACAAGACAUGGUUCCAUUGCAAGUGAAGCUAUGUCUCCCGGAACUUCAGCGAAUACAAAUGAAAGAACUAUAACUCCUUCUAAAACAAAGAAAAAUAGUCUAGAAAGUACUUCAAUAAAAUCAAUAAUUACUCCUUCAUUGGAAAAAGAAAAACCCUCAACAACAGUGUCAAAUACAACAAAACCGCUCAAUGGUAUCACCAAUGAUUCUACUAGACAUGAUUAUUUUAACAAUUCCAGCAGAAUAGAAGUAUAUGAAAAUAAGUCAGACAAACAUGUACCCUCUAUAAUCUCACUCAACUCCAUUAUGCAUCCAAUAGAGAACAAUAUAAAUGAGCACAAAGAAAUUAAAUAUAGUGGAAUCAAAAGCGGGCACAAUAGUAGUAUCAAUUCAUCCUCAAAUCCGACAGAACUACUAAAUUCACCAUCGUAUACAUUACAAUUGCUUAAAGAUAAACAGUCAAUUACCAACUCACACAGGACAUCUGCGAGUGUUAUUAGUACACCAAAUGGUAAUAAUUUCAACUGCCCCGCCGUUAUAUACGGACAAAUCUCUUACAAAGAAUUAAUUGAUAUUUAUUAUGAAUUUAUUCAUAUUGGUUUCCCAAUCAUUCCCUUAAAUAAAAAGAUGUUACAAGAUGAAAUUCUUAUGCAUUAUGAUUCUCUAAAUUCAGCAAUUCAGGAAUUAAAUGAUUAUGUAUUCUUAUGGUUUAGGAAUUCUUUAGAAUUGUUGGUAAGAUUGGCUAUUAAAAGAGGUAGUGGUCAUUCGUUAUUUGAUACACGCAUAUCAUCACUUGUUAGAUCCAACAUCACUGGGACUUCAAACAAUGACAAUCCAGGAGGGAAUGGAUUGGACAAUAAAGAUGAUCAAAUAUCUGGUAAUGGCAGUGACUUAAAACGAAACGAUUAUUUUGAAAUUCAAACAGUUUUUAUAUCAGCAUUAAAUGAAUGUUUUCAAAAAAUUGUCGAUAUUCAUCCAAAAUUUAGAGAAAACAAAGACUUAAUUUCACCAAGAAUUAAAGUAAUUUAUCUUUGCACAUUCAUAAUAUUAAACUACAUACUUUCCUAUGUUGGCUAUGAUAAUUCAUUCGUAUUGGGGAUGUCGGUAACAAUUUUCAACGAAUUUAAAUUAUACAAACAGUUACUUGUCGGAGAAAUUCUAACAAGAAUUGAAAAAACCAAUGAGGAUACUACAUAUGAAAUAGGAUAUUCCCUUAUUUUCAAACGAUUAUAUAUUCUUUUGAUAAUAUUUGAUUCGCUUCAAAGUUGUGUAUUUGGAGGACCCAAAUUAUUAAAUAUUCCAAUUAAUUCGACUAUUGAUAAAUUUUUUGAUAGCUUCCCUGGAUCAGAAUUCUACAAUAACUACGAUCAAAAGUUUAUUGAAAGAUGGUGUGUAGAAAAUGAUACAACUAAAUUAGCAUAUAUCAUCGAAAGUCUUCAUUUAGGUGAGAUGCUAACAGAGCUGUCAAUAAAGAGAAAGUCCAUUAAUAGAUUUCAAAUUGAAAAAGGUAAUAUAUCUCUUUUAAAAUGGACCCCUAUAUGUACAUUUCUGGAAAAACGUACAUCUACUUCGCUUGCAGGACUAUUUCAUAGAAUUUUAUAUGUACGACAAAAACUUACAAAUAGUUUAAUAUCUCUACAAAGUGAUCAUCCAUCAAAUCCUAGCAUCGAAACAAUAUCCGACCUUUCAGAUAUUUUAAUAGAACUGAUAUCAAAAAUUUUCCAAUUACUAUCUUUAAUAUUUCAAUUAAACCCUACAAAUAGUAUUAGCAUGGACCAUAAAUAUUCAGACCUAUCACCAACCCCUCAUCACCAAUUAAUAUCUCUACACCAAUCUGCAAAUAAUACUUCUAAAGAUAUUAAUAACUUUUACCAAAAAUUGAUAAAUUUACACAAGAAUAAAUAUAAUAAGGAAAAAAAUAACGACUUGAUCAAUAAUUUAGAGGUUGGUACAAUAUCUCCAUUUUCUAUUCCAAUGAUUUAUGAAUUGCACAAUAUUAUAAGUAUAAUAAACAAAUUACCAACGCAUUUAAUACAAAUUGUCAUGCAAAUUAACCUAUCUGAGACUAUGAUACCUCAUGAUAUAGUGGUCAAACUAUCAAAUUCCAUGAAUGAAGUUGUACAAAUUACAAACCUUUUUAAUAUGGUUAAACCAUUCAAGAUAUUUGAUACUGAUUUGAAUGAACGUACACUUGGAGAUUAUAACGACCAAGACUUAAUUAUAAAAAAAGAAUUUAUGCCACAAAGUCAACUAAAUGGUAAAAAUGAGAUUAUGGAGCAUUUUAUUAAAAGUGGUUGGAAAUUAUUAGACGACAUAGAAUUUGGCUGGUUAUAA